Messenger RNA from Coffea arabica (coffee), 2514 nucleotides. Its product is annotated as protein indeterminate-domain 13. Lineage: Eukaryota; Viridiplantae; Streptophyta; Magnoliopsida; Gentianales; Rubiaceae. The record is from RefSeq and is a predicted model, not a curated record. Gene Ontology annotation, cellular component: nucleus. Gene Ontology annotation, molecular function: DNA-binding transcription factor activity.
AGAAAGAGAGAGAGAGAGAGAGAGAGAGAGGAAGAGUGGUCCACUCUGAGUCUAUGGCUGACCGACUCUCUCUUGAGAGAAGCCGUGUAAGAUAAGAAAUGAAAGAGAAAGAUAGAGUGAGAAAAUAUUCCUUCUUUUAGCUGGCUGUUGUUCAUGGUUAUAUGGUUUUUUCUGCUAAGGUUCAAACAAAGGCGAAGAAGAUCUGUGCAAGUAUUAGUAGCAGUGAAGACUGAAGAGGCAGGCGAGAGCAGCCAGUUGGUUUUGUAGUGCAUAUAUAUUUGCCACGGCACCUUCUGAGUUUGUUCUUUUAGCUACAUCAUCAGCUCAGCUGCUGCUCCUCUUAACUCUUCGUGCUAUAUAGCUUGCUCUCUCUCUUUUCUACUUCAAGAUGAUGUCUGAUGAAGGGCUUGCUUCUUCACUAAGAGGGUUCAUUCAAGAUCCUAAUCCAAAUCUUCCAAACCCUAAUCCUAACAAUUCCAACCCUAACCCUAAUUCAAACGCUGCUAAAAGGAAGAGAAAUCUUCCGGGAACUCCAGCAGAUCCAGAUGCAGAAGUGGUAGCACUCUCACCAAAGUCUUUGAUGGCUACAAAUCGGUUCUUAUGCGAAAUAUGUAACAAGGGUUUUCAGAGAGACCAGAAUUUGCAGCUGCACAGGAGAGGUCACAAUCUUCCUUGGAAGCUGAAGCAAAGAACCAACAAAGAAGUCAAGAAGAAAGUGUAUAUCUGUCCGGAGAAGACUUGUGUUCACCAUGACCCGUCCAGAGCUCUGGGAGACCUCACCGGCAUCAAGAAACAUUUCAGCAGAAAACAUGGCGAGAAGAAAUGGAAGUGCGAAAAAUGUUCCAAGAAAUAUGCGGUCCAAUCGGAUUGGAAAGCUCAUGGUAAGAUUUGCGGGACUAGAGAGUAUAAAUGCGACUGCGGAACACUCUUCUCCAGAAAAGACAGCUUUAUCACCCAUCGAGCUUUCUGUGAUGCAUUGGCUGAAGAAAGUGCAAGGUUUGCUCCAAUUCCAUCCGCGAAUCUUAAUUUCAGAAAUGAAUUGUUUAAUGGGGGUCUAAGCAGUCUUCAACCAGCCGGAAAUCCACAAUUUUCUAGUAGUAUUGCUGGACUAGACCCUGCCACGGGCCAGCUUAAUCUGAAUGGUCAGAAACCUAGGCUGCCAUUGUGGUUGGAUAAUGCAAAUACUCAGCUCAAUAAUCCUAUUGGAAAUCAUCCAGGUAAUUCUAAUGCUUUCUUGGCGUCAAGCUCAACAAGCCUGCCUGAACUGGUCCAAAUGACUCCGACGAAUAUGCUGGGGUUGUCUUCACAGAAUCAAUGGUUCAAUAGCGGUGGGAAUGCUUCGUCAUCCGGUCUGCCCCGAGUACUAAAGGAGGAAGAGGAGAACAGAGGAAAUUUGUCAGACCACAUUAGUUCACUGUACUACAACAAUGGCCAAAAUAGUAGCCAGCAUGAAACAGCACCGGCUCACAUGUCAGCAACUGCACUGUUGCAAAAAGCAGCUCAAAUGGGAUCAACAAGAAGCAAUUCAGCUAUCUUUGGAACAGGCUUUGGCCUCAUGAGCUCAUCUUUGUCUAGUCUUUCGAAUUUCAAUUCUUUGAACCAAAGCAGAAAUGAGCUGCAGAAUUUCGGCCAAGCGGAAAACUUGAAUGGGCUAAUGACUUCGACAUCCCAAUCGACUAUAACUACAAAUCAAGGAGAUGGAUUGCUGCUAGGAAACAUGAGAUCAAGCAAUAAUUUAGUUGGCAAUUUGAGACAUCCAUCGGCCCCUCCAACAAUAAUGCCUGGCAGUACUGAUAGAGGGGGCAGCCAAAGUAAAUCAAGUGGAAAUGAAGCUGAAGGCGGAUUAACUAGAGAUUUUCUUGGAGUAGGAGGGAAUGAAAGCAGGCCCUUUUUGCAACAAAAUGAAUUAGUCAAGUUUGCUUCAUCAAUGAGUUCAGCCAUGGAUUUUGGAAACCAAUGAGGUUCAAAAAUUUCCUUCGAUGCUGAACGGGAAAAGGACCAUUCCAUAAUUCGAAAAGGAAAGAAAGAGAGAGAAGAGGGGAUCUUGUGAAUUGUCAGAGAAGGAGAGGAGGAUUAGGAGGGGAGGGAGGGGGCCACUGACUAUGGGAAGGGACUUGACAAAAUAGAGACUUGGCAAUCAAAAGGCAGGCCAUGGGUUAGAUGACUGCAUCCACAGAGACAAUUUCUCUACUUCUACUUCUACCCUACGAAGGGGGAGCUUUAUAUUGGACCACUUUUGGUGAGUCCGUGAAAAAGUCCUUUUUGGGUCACUCCUACAAACAGCCUAAACUAGGGCAAUGUAUUGGAGUUUGAAUUUGUAUUUCUUGGUUGGAUCAUGGAUUGUGGUGAUGGACCAUUGGCUGAGAGAAGAAAAUGUGUGUAUUUUACUGAAAGUUCUUGUGAUAAUGAGGGUUUGCCAACAAUAUGGUAACCGUCCCACUUUCUUAAACUCUUUUUUGUAGUUUGCUUUCGUUUUUCUUGCACUCUCUCAAGUUUAGUUUUUGACUUUUUGGU